Messenger RNA from Podarcis muralis (Common wall lizard), 7331 nucleotides. The record is from RefSeq and is a predicted model, not a curated record. NCBI's taxonomy places the organism in Eukaryota, Metazoa, Chordata, Lepidosauria, Squamata, Lacertidae.
GGGGAGGGGAAAAGGUGGGGGGGCUAAGGGAGGCAGAGAGAAAGGCAGCUUCGCCAGCCGUUACGUUGCCCUCCUGUGUUUGCAAUGGAUCGGUGUGACCAUCGGGGAGGGAGAGGCGAUCCAGCGAGCGGCCACACCAGCAUACAUUAAAAGGAGCGACCAACCUGCCCCCCUCUCCAAGGUCUUGGAUACGGAGGAGGAACAACUGCGAGGGAACUAACUGCCGCUGUGUCUGAAGAAUGGGCCUUCACACUCCAGCUUGAGCGCAAAGCAGUCAACAAGCAGGAAGCGGGCAUCGUUCCAAGUAGAUUCCUAAGGGGUGCCAGCCAGCCAGUGCUAAUUGAAGGUUGCUAUGGUUCCCCUACUCUCGGUCUGAAAAGGCAAUGAAAGAAUCUCCCUCUCUUGGUAACAAGUAGCUUUCCUGGACUCACUGGAGAAUGAGAUGGUGGUGCUGCCCCUGUGAAUUAUCCCGUUCUGCAAGGGCAACACAGACUACUGUAUAAGGAGGAGGCAGUUGGAAGGCAGGGCCACCUCCUGGACUGGAUGUAAGAAGUCGGGCAGACAGGUGGAGGCUGAGUUCAGACUGAGGUUAGUGGGGCAGCACCCCACUCGUCCUACCAGACCAGCCUCCCGUGUUUCCAAGAAUAAUUCAGAGCGUUAAAAGGCUGCAGUUUUAUCGCUGACAUGAAUCGGGGGAAAAGGCAAUACUAAUAAUUGAAUUGGUGGUGCUUUCUGCUCUUGUGGAUUUGAGUCAAACAUGUUUCUGAGGCUUCGGACGCCGUACUGAAGGGCCUUCUCUCGGACUUCCUCCUGUGGUAGAUUCACCCUGGUCCGAAAUUCUCCAGGCGUAUUCAGCAGCGUUGCAUUUUGGUAUCGCCAAUGUCCCGCCAUUUUGUUGUGGAUUACUGGCUAGCGGUGCUGGAAGAUGUCGACGUAGCUUCUUGACGACAAAUCUGGAAGGCAGAUUGCGUGCCUCCUCACCUUUUCUUCCUCCUGGCCUGGGGAUUUAUACGUUUAUUCUCUUUCCUUCCUUUCUACCUCAAAAGCUGGUUUGAAGAAAAAAAAGUCUAAACAUUUUCCAAAAGCAGUUAUCAAAAAUGACAAGUCUGUUCCGGCGGAGCAGCAGCAAUGGCAGCUCAAGGAACGGCUCCUCUGCCCAGGAACUCAACAACAGCCGCCCCGCGAGGCAAGUCCGGCGGCUGGAAUUCAACCAGGCCAUGGAAGAUUUCAAGACUAUGUUCCCCAACAUGGAUUAUGACAUCAUUGAAUGUGUCUUGAGGGCGAACAAUGGCGCAGUGGAUGCCACCAUUGACCAGCUAUUGCAGAUGAACUUAGACGGCAGCGGGUAUGAUGACAGCUCGGAUUCAGAUGACAGUAUUCCUCCUGAGAUCUUGGAACGGACUCUAGAACCUGACAGUUCAGAUGAAGAGCCGCCUCCGGUUUACUCUCCCCCCUCCUACGACAUGCACGUGUUUGACAGACAGUACCCACAGGCUCCCCCGACACCACCCCCCAGGAAUGAUAUCCAGAAUUCCAGUGGCCCCCAAGCGCAAAGGCGGUACCGGAACUGGAAUCCACCGUUGCUAGGCAACCUUCCUGAUGACUUCCUUCGCAUCUUACCCCAGCAAAUGGAAAAGGUGCAGAGUCCGCAAAGCUGCCACCAAAAAACAGCAAGCCCAGGAAGCCAGAGGGCCCACGGCUCAUUGGACCAGGAGAGGAAGUGGAAGCAGUAUCUAGAAGAUGAGCGGAUUGCGCUCGUCCUGCAGAAUGAGGAGUUUAUGAAGGAGCUGCAGAGGAACCGGGAUUUCCUCCUGGCCCUUGAGAGAGAUCGAUUGAAGUAUGAGUCGAAGAAAUCCAAGAUGAGCAGCGUUGCCCUCACUAAUGAUGUUGCUUUCACCUCUGUAAUAUCAGACGAUGUAGCUCGCUCCAGUGGUGCCGUCUCCGAUGAUGCCUUAUUCAGGGACAAAUUAAAACACAUGGGGAAAUCUACACGCAAGAAGCUCUUUGAACUUGCCAGGGCUUUCUCAGAGAAGACCAAAAUGAGGAAAUCGAAAAGAAAACAGUUGUUGAAGCAUCAAGUGAUGGGAACAGCAGCUUCGACAGCUAAUCUUCUUGAUGACGUUGAAGGACAUUCAUGCGAUGAAGAAGGCCAAGCAAGAAGACGACAGCUACACACAGAAGAUGAAACAUCAAAAGAAGCACAAUCCUGAGCUGGCCAAUAUAUAUAUUUUUAAAGAAAAGGUGAAUAAUGGGAGAAUUAGAAGAUGUCAGAGAAGUACGAUGGGGUCAGGUGCUUUUGUCCUCCCCUGGAGCUGUCAGAUGCUUCCCGAAGCCCAAGCUUUUUAUAAUGCCAGGCACAUGGUUGGUCCUUUCUUAGCAGCUGGGUUCGAAAACAGUUACCGGUUGGUUUUUCCUCCUCCUCCAAUCUGAAGAAUCACCAGCCCAAAAGGAGGAAAGAAACAGAGAUCUGAUUUUACAGCUGACCUGAUUUUUUUUUUCUACGUCAAAUCUUUGCAAACCGCAGAAUGAAUUUUUGAGAUCUUAAGGAUGGGUCAAGGACCUUUCUUUCUUUGUUAUACUGUAGGGUUCAGACGUCUGAACGAAGGGCGGGGGAAGAUGCCGUUCAAAUAUGGAUUCUGGCCUGGUGUUUUUAAACCAUAUCUCUUUAACUAACAGGUGACCUUUCUGCAGCCACAGGAUGGCCUCAGAAUUUCAUUGUAUCAUUGAUGAUUAUCAUUACAUAAUUAUUGCUGCUAACAGAAAAUAAGCCCAAAUCAAGAGAUUGGAUGGUCAGGAUGUUAUAAACUUCUCUCCACGUAAAAAAAGAGAGAGAGUUUCUGCUGAUUCCAACUAACAACCAGAAAUGCCUCACAGUGGAUUAAUCCCCUGCCCUUGGUACCUGUUUAUUAUUAUUUUUAAAGUGGGCCUCGGAAUCGCCGUCGCUCCAGCUAGAAACCACUUUCAUCCCGUUGCUUCAGCGUGGCCCCUCUCCUAACUAUGUGUUCCUUGUAUUGCUGAAAAUUAUGAUUGGAAAAUAGGAUUGAUGUAAAGGGUUGUAUUCUGUAUGUGUUUCUGUGAAUAAGGCAUUCUUCAUGUGAUGGUUGUGAAAGCCAUGUGGUUUUUGUCCCAUGUUGCUCAGGUGAUGCUUUGAAAGCCUGGAGCCAGUCGAUAAAUUAAGUAGGAAGGAAGCACACAGUUGUCCUCGCACACUUAGGGACAUGCUUUUGAAUGCUACCUUGGUGCUUUAUGACAAGGCCAUGUGUGAGGGGACUCUUCACAAGAGGGUCCUGCUGGGACAGAAGUCUUUGGUUCCUCUGAUACAGCGUCUGGCUGGCGUCCCCUGGAACUGGGGAUGGGGGCCGAAGACAGAGAGGGCAGACUGAAGUUAGUGGGGGCAGUGCCUCGUUUGCCCUAAUGGCAAAUGACCCUUUGUCAGGCCCACCAUGCCUGAUGCUUGUGACUGCCAAGGUUUGAUCUGAAACAGACACUUGCCCAUUCAGAAGUGACACUGACCAUAGAGAUCUGAGUUGUUUUGGUGGUUUUUUAGUACCCACCCGAAGCGGUGCCAGCAGCAGAACCUGUGCCUGUUGCUUUAAAUCACAGGCGGAGAAUGCCCAGCCAGGCUCUAACAAGAGGGGGGGAGUGGGGGGGGGGACAACAACAACCCAAACCCUCAAAACCCUGAAUGAAGGUUUGUAUGUUCUCCAGCACAGAAGUGACAUCAGUGCAACUUAGACAAAAGUUCAGCCUCUUGGACUCUCUCCGCAGGGCUGUUUUGUACGGGAUCCAAGUUUCCAGGGAGAGUUGGGAGACAGCAGUAUUGCUUAAAAAGAUCCCCAAACUUGAGGGGCUGCCAGGCAGAAACGGUUCCCUUUUGGGGAGGGGAACUGGGGUAAGCAGAGAGAAAGAGAGAGAGAGAGAUCCUCACGAUAAGACAACCCCCCUCACCCAAAGCCGUCUUUGAGGCUAAGCAUCCACUAGUUGCCAAGGAGAAACCUGGAGGGUGGCCACUGGAAAUAAACAGCCAGAGAAGUAGAAAAGCCUUCCAGCCUCUCUCCCUCUCCCCCCCUUCCCCGUGGGUUCCUAGCUGAAUAAGCCACCGGCUGUUCCUCUUUUGACAUCUAUAGCUGGACUUUCUCUCUCUCCCUCUCUCUAUCUGAAUGCUUGGAAAGGACUCAAGUUCUGGAAUCGGAUCUGCUAGUUUGAAGGCUCCAUUGCUUCGUGGCUUAACUUUUUAAACUUUCCAUUUUAUUUUUAUGACGCAGACAGAAGCCAGGGAAAAAAUCUUUCUGCAUGGCAAUGGAGGCUGCUCCAACCUCUGUCUGUCUUCAGCCAGCCCCCCCCCAACCUGCCUGUUUACUUAAGAAUAACCUGUAUGGGGCAGGGAGGGGUUGGCCUGCCAGUAGCAUUACCCCCUUACAGAACAGCAGGGAGGAGAGAACGAGAGCAAGACCAGAAUUAGCUGGCUCUGCCUGUCAUUGGCUCUGGCGCCCUCUACUGCUGGGCUCCCUGCCUUCCACCCCACCACGAAGGCAGCUUUGCGGGAAGUGUGACGGGGAAGAGGACAUGUCAAUGGUACUUGCCCUUCCUCAGGACACGCUGCCUGUUGUGUUUUUAUCCCUCUAGCCUCCAACGGUGUAAAAAGCCAUGCAGACAGCUUUCCCCAAGAGGUGGGGAAAUGGCCCCACCUGUUUUGGGCGAAAUGACUAUACGGGAUUCAUGGAGUUGCUGUAUUUUCUCCCUGCCAGACUUCCUGUGCCUUUUAACGCUCUAGCUGGCAGCUAGGUGAGGAAGGGGCAUAGCUCAGUAGCAGAGCACCUCCAGGCAGAAGGACCCAGGUUCAGUCCCUGGCAUUUCCAGGCAGGGCUGGGAAUAUCCCUUGUUUGAAACCUGGAAAUCCUGGAGCGAGACAAUCCUGAGCUACAUGGACCAACAGUCUGACCUGAUAUGAAGCAGCUUUCUAUGGCCCUAAGGUUGCAGGUGGAAAGGAGGAAUGGGCCAGGGUCCUGUUGUAUUACUACUCCAAAAUGGGCUGUUGCAAAGUUUCACAGCCAAAGUUCCCAACAAAUGUCCUUGACUCUGGGUUGGCAGUUUUUAAUUUUUGCAGGGUGGAUGGGUGGGAAGGGAUACUUCUCAGGCAGGAGGGUGGUUUUUGCCUCGGGGGUUUCUGGCUGCUGUUCCUUACCGACUUCUGCCAGGAGGUUGUUCUUCCAGCUCUUGCUCCUUAGCAAGCUUUGCUUCUCCAUCCUGCCCUCGUUGGCUUGACCAGGACUCCUUUCUCGGAGCCACGGCUCAAUUGGUUCCUUCUGCCAUUGCAAAUUCUUUGCUUCCCUGUUGUCCUGCUUUAUUUUAUUUUUUACAUUUAAAACCUCAGGUCAAUGUGGUCGCUCCUCUCUGCCUGGCCCUUGAGACUUUUCCCCAGGCAACACCCCCUCACCAGCCUUCCUUCACACCCUACUUGGGUGUGUUUGCUUGGCUGGAACAUGUCUUGCUUGCCUGGAUGGAAGAGGGAGAGGAGGGGUGAGUAGAAAUCUCCUGUAUGAAGGUAAAAUCUAUACUCAUUGCUCCACCUGCUUUUGCCCCUGGUCCCUGCCCACCACUGGCACGUGGCCCCUGGAAGGUUGCCAAUGAGGACAUGCGGCUCUUGGGUUGAAAAAGGUUCCUUGCUUCUGUUUUAAAACAAGUGCUGGCUGCCCCUUCUUGUGGUUGAUUGUUUCAGCAUACAAAUGAGAAUCUUGGGUACAUUUGUUCAGCUCCCAUGAAGUCCUGCAAUCCUUGUGAGUCUACACAGAUGAAGCCUAGGCUGUUUCAAGCAGGUGCAGGGAACCUGUGCCUUCCAUAUGCUGCUGAACUGCAACUCCUAUCACCCCUGGCCAUUGCCCAUGUUUCUGGGGCUGGUGGGAGUUGUGGUUCAGCAACAACUGGAGGGCCAAAGGUUCCCCAUGCCCAGCUUAGCACACCCACUCCAGAUGACCCGUUUAUUGAGCAUUCAUACUGAUUUGCUUGCAAUAAAGCUUAUGCAGAGGUUAGACUACACUUAGCCUUUACUGAACACCCAUUCUCAUUUGUUUGUUUAUGACAAGCAUUUGUCUCAAUUUGCUCGCGCAGCGUGUUUAACAUCUUCCCCGCUAAGCAUCUGUUUGUCCCACCGUUUCCCCAUCACAACCUUAACCGCAAAAAAAGUCUGAUCUUUCAAAAAGUGGGUUUGUUGCGCUCGAGCAAACAGAGCGCUCUGAUCCACUGCAGUUGCAUAACUCUACGCUUCUGGUACAAGCUUGAAUACAUUCCUGCAGAAUAUUGGCGGUCUGGAUGCAACUGUGGCCCUGUGCAGGUGAGAAGAGGAGGUGGGGCCAGGAAUGUGGGUGGGAGAAGCGUAGUUGAGUCCUCCUUGGUAGCUGGGAUAGGUCUCUUAAAGAGAGGGUGGUUUCCUGGAUUGGCCGGGCAAGAGCAAUAAGGGAUUUGCUCCUUCCAUAUUUUCUGGGAGUUUCAUGGAUGGAAGGGAGCACCUGUUUCCAACAGAGGCUCCCAUAUAAAUAACAGCACGCACACACCCCAAUGCCCGGUGAAUCGGGAUUAGAACCCGGGUCCUCCACUUCUUCAGGUAGCAACUCUGACAUCCUUUUAAGCCUCGCACACUGAAGAAUGUAGGCUACAUGAGAUACAGAAGUUUGGGAAGGGCUGUAGCUCAGUGAUGGAACACUUGCCUUGCAUGCAGAAGGUCCCAUGUUCAAUCCCUGACAUCUCCAGGUAAGGCUGAGGACUUCCAACACAAAACCCUGCAGAAGCUGCUGCCAGUUAGUGUAGCCAAUACUAAGCCAGGUGGACUGAGGAUGGAUUCCGUGCAAGAAAGUUCCCUAUGUCGUUACUAGGUUUGGAAAGCAAUUGGGGAAUGGCCAAAACAGAAUGGUUUUGUAUUUGUGCAGGUGGGUUGAAACUUUUCAGACAUUUCCUUUAGCAGCCUCUGGACAUUUGGACCAACUGAGCCCAUGGGGCAUAGAGCCCAGGGGAAUGAGGGCGAGGAUGUCAUUUUUAAAGAAUCUAAUGUAAAUGCAUUUUAGAGGCCGCCAAGUUGGGCUCCUAAACGAAGCUGUAUUUCUCUGACCACCAAACAAUGUCCUGUCCUUGGUAAUGUUUGUAUUCCUUUCUUUAAAAAAAAGGGGGGGUAUGUUUUUGGUUUUUUUAAAGGAGACAAACCAACAAAAAGAAGAAGAGACUUCUGUGACAUUUGUGAGUGUUGCUAUUUUAGAAUUUAUUUCCAUACAUGAUUCUUUUUCUCUCUUAAAGAUGUUUAAUAGUAAUUCAUAUAAUAAAGUCAUGUUGUACUCUCGUAA